Molecule: messenger RNA, 315 nt
Organism: Strongyloides ratti
Lineage: Eukaryota; Metazoa; Nematoda; Chromadorea; Rhabditida; Strongyloididae
Exons: 1
Coding region: 1-315 (104 amino acids)
Source: RefSeq, a predicted model, not a curated record
AUGUUUAAUGAAAAUCCAAAGAAAGAUUUUAUUAAUCCGGAGAAAACAAAUAAAUUUUAUCCUAAACAAAUUGAGUAUGGAAAUAUUUAUUUUAAAAAAACUCCAAUUAUUUUCACUAUGAAACAUGAAGAAAUUAAUCAUAAGUCCUCAAGUAAUUUAAAUAAUAUUUUCUUUAAUUUUAUUUUAUAUUUUAUUGGUGGAGGUUGUAUUAUUUAUGUUUUGUUGAAAUUUAUAAAAGUUAGACUAUCAAAUAAUAGUUUCCAAGAUUUCAAGAGUGUAGAAGAUAGUGAAAGUAUCAGUGAUGAUAGUUAUUAA